This is a messenger RNA of Rhododendron vialii, 2415 nucleotides long. RefSeq names its product ent-copalyl diphosphate synthase 1-like. The transcript has 14 exons. Gene Ontology annotation, molecular function: magnesium ion binding; terpene synthase activity. NCBI's taxonomy places the organism in Eukaryota, Viridiplantae, Streptophyta, Magnoliopsida, Ericales, Ericaceae. Gene Ontology annotation, cellular component: chloroplast. The record is from RefSeq and is a predicted model, not a curated record. Bases 2 to 2341 code for a protein of 779 amino acids. Gene Ontology annotation, biological process: gibberellin biosynthetic process.
CAUGUCUUCUUCUACUGAUCAAUCCUUCAACCUCAUCCUCCAGUUGCGAUCGUCAUUGACUGCGGCACAACAACCCUUAAAUACUAAUUUCUCGGAGUACGGAGAUGUCUUCAGACAUGACAUAGAAGGAGAAAAAGCUCUUGAGGUGAAUUCAAUGGGCAAAAUAAAGGAACAUGUGAAUUCUAUACAAUCGAUGUUGGGGUCUAUGAACGAUGGAGGUCGUGUGAGCAUAUCAGCUUAUGAUACCGCAUGGGUAGCUCUAGUUGAAGAUCUCCACGGAAAUGGUGGUCCUCAGUUCCCCAAAUGCCUUGAAUGGAUUUCUAAUAAUCAGCUCCCCGAUGGUUCAUGGGGUGACGCUUUGAUAUUCAAAGCCAGUGAUCGAUUAAUCAGCACUUUAGCUUGUGUAAUUGCACUAAAAUCAUGGAACAUUCAUCCGGACAAAACCAAAAAAGGAAUGGAAUUCGUCAAAGAAAACAUACACAAGCUUGAAGAUGAGAAUGAGGAGAACAUGCUGAGUGGCUUUGAAGUAGCAUUCCCUUCGCUUAUAGAAAUCGGUCGCAAGUUAGAUAUCAAAGUCCCAGUUGAUCAUGUAGUAUUACAGGAGAUCUAUGCCAGGAGAAAUCUGAAGCUCGCAAGGAUACCAAAGGGCAUAAUGCACAGGGUGCCCACAUCACUGCUCUAUAGCCUGGAAGGAAUGCAAGACCAAGACCUGGAUUGGGAAAAGCUACUUAAGUUUCAGUUUCCAGAUGGAUCAUUCUGCACUUCUCCUUCUUCCACCGCGUUUGCAUUAAUGCAGACUAAAGAUGAAAAAUGCUUGAGAUAUCUUAGCACAACCGUUGAAACAUUCGUCGACGGGGGAGUUCCCAAUGUUUACCCCGUGGACAUACUUGAGCUCCUUUGGGCUGUUGAUAGGCUCCGACGCCUUGGAAUUUCCCGGUAUUUCCAGUCAGAGGUUACAGAAUGUUUGGAUUACGUCUACAGAUAUUGGACUGAGCAAGGAGUUUUUUCAGCAAGCAAUUCUACCAUUCAUGACAUAGACGACACAGCCAUGGGUUUUAGGCUUUUACGACUACACGGCUACCAAGUUUCUGCUGAUGUGUUUCAGCAUUUUGAGAAGGAUGGGGAGUUCUUCUGCCUUGCUGGGCAGUCAACUGAGGGAGUAACUCCAAUGUAUAACCUGUAUAGGGCUUCUCAGAUUCUAUUUCCAGAAGAAAAUAUCCUCGAAGAUGCCAAGAAAUUCACAUCCAAGUUCUUGAGAGAGAAACAAGCCAGCAACAAGCUCCUAGAUAAAUGGGUAAUAGCCAAGGACUUACCCGGUGAGGUGGGAUAUGCUCUGGACGUGCCAUGGUAUGCCAGCCUACCUCGGGUGGAGACGAGGUUCUACUUGGACCAAUAUGGUGGUGCAGCUGAUGUCUGGAUUGGCAAGACCUUGUACAGGCUGCUUAAUGUUAGUAGUAACAACUACUUGGAGCUUGCCAAAUUAGACUACAAGAACUGCCAAGGAUUGCAUUUGAGAGAAUGGAACACCAUUCACAAAUGGUACACAGAAUGCAACCUUGAACAGUUUGGAAUGAGCAAAAAAGACAUGCUCUUCGGAUAUUAUUUGGCUACAGCAAGUAUCUAUGAACCAGAAAGGGCAAAAGAGCGACUUGCAUGGGCUCAAACCAGAAUAUUGAUGGAAGCGGUUGUAUCUUCUUUUGAAAACGAAGGAACUUGGGAGAGGAGUGCGUUCCUUUGUGAAUUUAGAAAGCGUCGUAGUGACUACGUGACUAGUAGGUGGGAUGGAAAAAUAACGAGGGGACAGGGACAGGGACUUGUCGCGGUAUUGCUUGGAACCCUCAAUCGACUCUUGUCCGAUGCGCAUGUGGUACAGGAUAGGGAAAUAUUCCACCACCACUUACAUCAAACUUGGGAGACGUGGAUAAUGACGUGGCAAGAAGAUGGUGACAUGCGAGAGGGACAAGCAGAACUUUUAGUCCGUACAAUAAAUUUGUGUGCCAAUUUUGGGGCGCCUGAGAAACUUCCACAACUCUCCCAUCCUCGGUACAAGCAUCUCAACGACAUUGCCAAUGGAGUUUGUUGCCAACUCCUGCAGUUUCAACACCGGCAACCAUCACGCAACAAGAUUCAGGGCAAGGACAAGUGCAACACAACCCUCCGUAUCGAAUCAGACAUGCAAGAACUAGUGCAGUUAGUAGUUUGUGCUUCAUCAGAUGACAUCGACUCUGAUAUCAAGCAAACUUUUCUUGCAGUUGCAAAGUCUUACUAUUAUGCUGCCUAUUUUGUUCCUGCAACUAUUGAUUUUCACAUUGCCAAAGUACUACUUGAAAGAAUAGUGUGAUAUUUGUAUGAAAAAAGUAUCAAUAUCUCAAGAGACGUAUUGCGAAUUCUAAUUAAUGGGUGUUUUUAUCCUAA